Molecule: messenger RNA, 1671 nt
Organism: Kuraishia capsulata CBS 1993
Lineage: Eukaryota; Fungi; Ascomycota; Pichiomycetes; Pichiales; Pichiaceae
Exons: 1
Coding region: 1-1671 (556 amino acids)
Biological process (GO): exocytosis; vesicle fusion
Cellular component (GO): SNARE complex; plasma membrane
Molecular function (GO): syntaxin binding; SNAP receptor activity
Source: RefSeq, a predicted model, not a curated record
AUGAAGUUCAAACGUUUAUUCAAACCACCCGCUGAAUCUACAGAGGAGGAGACCAAAGAAUACCUUCAAAACAGGGGUUUCGUCGAUCUCGCCUUUGACAGGAAGAAGAAGAAUAAGUUUGCUGCAUUCGACCAGUAUGCCAAAGACAAACAUUUAGAGGCAGGUGAACUUGCGCCACGAGUGUAUGACCCAGAGAAUGAUCUCAAUAACUAUCCUGGAAAUGCAGCUACAGCCGAAAGUGAGGUGAACGAGUCGUCGAUAAGGGAUCCUUAUGCUCAGGUAUCGAACGAUCCCUAUUCUCAACCAAUCGCAAAUGAUCCAUAUGCAGCGUAUAAUACUUCAGCGGAUGUUUAUAGGCCAAAGGCUCAAAAACAGAGAUCUGAUCCCCAAAUAGACCAAAGACAAAGGUCUGAUCCGAGACUGGACCAGAGGCAAAAAUCUGAUACCAGAUUGGACCAGAAAAGCAGCCUUUCAGGUCAGCCGGUAGGGAAUUUGUACACCAGCACUCAAGGAAAACACCAGGAAAGCCAGCCAAGAAAUCCUUACGGUAACCAGUAUGGUUACGGGGACGAAUACGAUGAUCACGCUCCGGCCACAACUGCCCCUCAAGCGCAGUCAUCACAACCAGAACUAUACUCCAAACAGGGCGAGAAACCGUCGAAUCAGAAUAGUUAUGAUAUAUCCCAUGACCCUUACUCUGAUAACUACUCGCAGCCACCAUCUUACCGCGACGACCCAUACGGUGGCCAGGCCCAAAGUCUGUAUGCCCCAUCCACACGCAUACAGACCGCUCCUCAAGAUCUGGACCAAAAUGAGGUCGCUUUGGAGGAAGAAGAUCUCAAUGACUACCCUGGGUUCCAUACACAACAGCAACAGAACUACCACUCGCAAACUGAUUAUGCCAUCAACCAGGACUAUCUCAGUCCUGAAGAACUCGAAAGGCAGAGACAGCAGGAAGAGGAGGAUGAGGCUGUAGAAGGUAUCAAGGGGCAGAUACGUACGAUAAAGCAAGAUACUCUUUAUUCGUCAAACAACAUGCUGGCUCACCUGAACAAAGCUAGAGAAGAUGCACGCAAUACUCUGGGAGAGACUGGUAACCAAGGUUACAAGCUGAAUGAGAUCGAGCAGGACUUACAUCUGGCUGAGAAACAACAGAAGGUAGCAGAGCAAGGUGUAAAAGACCUGGCACACUAUAACCGUGGUCUGUUCUCUGUUAGGGUUGGAAAUCCGUUCAAUAGGAAGACUAAGCUACGUGCCGAGGAGGCAAGGUUCAAGAAUGAGAGGAUAUUGCACAAACAGGAAGCUCAGGAAAGGACCAAGGAAUGGUACAGAGCGCAACAGAACCUUGUGGAUUCCAUGGAGAAUGGUGUUAGUCGCACCAAGCAUGGUGUAAAUUCCCCGAUCUACCAAAAGUACGAACGGGAGAGGGUUCUCAACGAGGCAAAGAAGUACCAAUUUGAGGCGGACGAAGAAGACGAUGAGUUGGAAGUUGGAAUUGCAAAGAAUACGGACGAGGCCCUAAAGAUUGCAAGUGAUUUGAAAAACAUGAGUUUGACCAUGGGCCAGGAGAUCGAUCGCCAGAACAAGAUCAUCGCGAACAUUGGUGACAGAGCCGAUAGAAUCGACACCAAUUUGAGUUAUGAUGUUCAAAGAUUAAAGAGGAUUGGUUGA